This is a messenger RNA of Arachis duranensis, 12031 nucleotides long. RefSeq lists its product as uncharacterized. Lineage: Eukaryota; Viridiplantae; Streptophyta; Magnoliopsida; Fabales; Fabaceae. Gene Ontology annotation, cellular component: nucleus. Gene Ontology annotation, molecular function: protein serine/threonine kinase activity; protein binding. Gene Ontology annotation, biological process: nuclear-transcribed mRNA catabolic process, nonsense-mediated decay; phosphorylation. The record is from RefSeq and is a predicted model, not a curated record.
UUGGUUGAGGUUGAGGUUGAGGUUGAGCAGUAAGCAGUAACCACUGCAAUAAACAGCAUGACGGAGAAGAAGAGAAACUCUUUAGACUCCGUUGCUUCUCACUGCUGACUUCACUCAUAACACACAGCUUUUCAGAAAUUCGUAAAGCAAGAGAUGCUGCUAAACCACAAUGAUGAUGCAACAGCAGCAACCACUUCACCCUCACCACCACCACCACAACCAGCUCGCCGCCCUUCUCUCCGCCGCCCUCCCCUCCGACGACAACACUCCCACUCCCUCCUCCUCCACCACCUCUGUCUCAUCGGUCGCGCUCCCAGACCCUUCCCCUCGCCUCGCCGCCAUCGCUUCCCUCCACCGCGCCAUCCUCUAUCCUCACAACUCUCUCCUCGUUACUCACUCCGCUCACUUCCUCUCCCAAGGUCUCUCCCAACUUCUCUCCGACAAGUUGUAUGAGGUUCGGCAAGCGGCUGUUGUAGCGUACGGUGCACUAUGUGCAGUGAUCUGUUCGGUUCCCGUGACAUCAAACGGGAGACAGAAUCAUGUUAUACUUGGUGGUUUGGUUGACCGUUUCAUAGGUUGGGCGUUGCCCUUGUUGAGCAAUGUCAACGCCGUUGAUGGGACGAAGGAAUUGGCAUUGGAAGGUUUGCGUGAGUUUCUUAAUGUUGGGGAUAUUGGUGGAGCUGAGAGAUAUGCUUUGCCAAUUCUCAAAGCUUGUCAGGUGCUGCUUGAGGAUGAGAGAACUUCAUUGAGCUUGUUGCAUAGGCUUGUUGGGGUUAUCACUUUGAUAUCAUUAAAGUUCUUGAGGUGCUUUCAGCCUCAUUUCCCUGACAUUGUUGAUUUGCUUCUCGGUUGGGCGUUGGUGCCGGACCUCGCUGAUUCGGAUAGGAAGGUUAUUAUGGAUAGCUUCUUGCAGUUUCAGAAACAUUGGGUGGGUAGUUUGGCGAUGUCAUUGAGGUUGUUGACGAAGUUCUUGGGGGACAUGGAGGCGUUGCUCCAGGACUCCAGUCCUGGAACCCCGCCGCAGUUUAGGAGGCUGCUGGCCUUGCUGUCUUGUUUCUCGACGAUCCUGCAGGCUACGGCUUCCGGGUUACUGGAAAUGAAUCUUCUUGAACAGAUUAGUGAGCCUCUUGUAGGGAUGCUGCCGCGCCUGUUGAGGUGCUUGUCUCUAAUUGGGCAGAAGUUUGGAUGGGCAGAAUGGAUUGAAGAUUCUUGGAAGUGUUUGACACUUUUGGCGGAAAUAUUGCGAGAACGGUUUUCGAGUUUUUAUCCUCUUGCUGUUGAUAUAUUGUUUCAAAGCUUGAAAGUUGGGGCAGCUGCACAACGGGAAGGGUUUAGGAAUAUUACCUCUUUUCAGGUUCAUGGGGUUUUGAAAACAAAUCUUCAGUUGCUAUCACUGCAGAAGCUUGGCCUCCUCCCAUCAUCUGUGCGGAAGUUAUUGCAGUUUGAUGCACCAAUUUCUCAUGUGAGGUUGCAUCCAAAUCAUUUGGUAACUGGAAGUGCUGCUGCUACUUAUAUUUUCUUGCUUCAACAUGGGAAUAAAGAAGUUGUUGAUGAAGCAGUCACCUCGUUGAUCAAUGAGCUGGAACUGUUAAAGGGUGUGAUAGAGGAAAACACUGAUUAUUCUGAUCACUUCAAUUAUGUUAUAUCGUCUAAAACACUAUCAAAAGUUGAACUAUUUGCAAUAAUCAAGUUUGAUUUGAAAGUUCUGUUAGCGUGUGUGUCUUUAGGUGGGGAUAACAGUUUGGUUGGCCAAACAGAAACCACUACGUUGUAUAUUAGGAGGUUAGAAAUGUUGGUGUCCUUUAUUAUGAAAAAGAUGAAUCCUUUUGAAUCACCUAUUCAGGUAUUCAUGGAGUUGCAAUUGGCUGUUUUCAGAACAUUGGAGAGGCUAACAUCGGUUGAGUUCAUAAUUAAUUGCUCCAUAAGAGAACAUAAUUAUGACAAAGUUGCAAUCGAGAAGGGUGACGAUAAAGCUCGUGAUGGGCUUUUGGCUGUGACUUCUGAGCAUUUAGGAAAGUACAGCAUACUUCUUAUAAAAGCUCUUCAUGUUUCAACUCCUCUAGCAGUAAAAUUAGUGGCUCUUGAUUGGGUACAAAGGUUCUGUGAGAAUGUUAUCGCUGUAAACAAGAUCUCAAGCUCAAAAGUACUCUCCUACGGAAUAUGUGGACAUACCGGUGUAAUAAUGAAUGUAGUUUUCUCACUUUUAGGUACUACAAUUGAGAGGGAACCAGAAGUAAGAUCACAUGUUGCUGUAACUUUGGAGAUGUUAAUGCAAGCAAAGCUUUUAAACCCUGUAUGUUCAUAUCCCUUAGCUGAAGCAAUAUUGGAGAAACUUGGUGAUCCAGAUAUAGAUAUACGGGAAGCAUAUGUGAGGCUGCUUGCUUGUAUUUUGCCUACAACUGUUUAUUCAUGUGGUCUCUAUGAUUAUGGGAGAUUUAAGCCUGUUGACCUUGUUUUAGGAAACAGUUCUAAGAUGCACUGGAAACAAUUAUUUGCACUUAAGCAGCUGCCGCUGCAUUUACACUCACAACAGCUUGUGACAAUCUUAAGUUACAUUUCACAAAGAUGGAAGUCCCCUCUGUCUUCUUGGAUUCAGCGGCUAAUUCAUAGUUGCCGGAGUUCUAAGGAUGCUAUUUCCAGUCAGCCUGAAGAAACAGGAAAUGUUGGUUCAAAUUCUCCAUGGUUGGAUAUACAAGUGGAUGAAGACAUACUUGAAAGAAUCUGUGCUGUCAAUAAUUUAGCUGGUGCCUGGUGGGCUGUUCAAGAAGCAGCUCGAUACUGUAUUGCAACACGGCUUCGGACUAAUCUUGGUGGGCCUACCCAAACAUUUGCUGCUCUUGAACGCAUGCUCUUGGACAUUGCACACCUUUUACAGCUUGACAAUGAACAAAAUGAUGGGAACUUAAGUAUGAUCGGGUCUUCUGGUGCUCAUUUGUUACCAAUGAGACUGCUGUUGGAUUUUGUUGAGGCUCUAAAGAAAUAUGUAUACAAUGCAUAUGAGGGUUCUGUCAUUUUACCACCUGCAACUCGUCAGAGUUCUUUAUUCUUUCGAGCAAACAAAAAAGUAUGUGAGGAUUGGUUUUCUCGUAUAUGUGAACCAAUGAUGAAUGCUGGAUUGGCUUUGCAUUGCAAUGAUGCUGUUAUUCAAUACUGCACGCAUCGCUUGCAGGAGUUCAAGAAUCUCACCAUGUCAUAUGUGAAGGAAAAAUCAAGGCCUUCAGUGACUGAUACCCACAAUAUUAGAGGCAGGUACAGAGCAGAUAUCUUAAAAGUUUUAAGACAUCUUUCAUUUGCCCUUUGCAAGAAUUCUGAACCAGAUUCUUUGACCGGCUUACGAAAAUGGGUGUCAAUUACUUUCUCCUCCAUACUUGGUGAGGAAAAUCAAUCCUUCAAUGAGUAUGGAACUGUUGGACCAGUCUCAUGGAUAAGUGGGCUUGUAUAUCAGGCAAGAGGAGAGUAUGAAAAUGCUGCUGCUCACUUCACUCACAUGCUACAAACUGAAGAGUCACUCAGUACCCUUGGUUCGGAUGGUAUACAGUUUGUUAUUUCACGUGUGAUUGAGAGUUAUGUAGCUGUAUGUGACUGGAAAUCUCUUGAGACCUGGCUACUAGAGCUGCAAAUGCUUCGUGCUAAGCAUGCUGGUAAAGGUUAUUCUGGUGCUCUGACAAUGGCAGGCAAUGAAGUUAAUGCAAUCCAUGCAUUAGCACGUUUUGACGAGGGUGAUUAUCAGGGUGCUUGGUCAUGCCUUGAUUUGACGCCUAAAAGUAACAGUGAGCUGACCCUUGACCCAAAAAUAGCCUUGCAGCGGAGUGAACAAAUGCUUUUACAAUCACUCCAGCUGCAUUGCAUUUUCCUAUUAGAAGAGGAUUGCAAGCUUAAAUCAACCCCUGAGAAGGGAAAACAACUUCAAUCAGUAUUAAAUUCUCUUCAGCCGGUGUCAUCUAUUAGUAAUAUCCGUCAAGAUUGUAAUCCAUGGCUGAAAGUUCUACGUGUUUAUCAAAACAUUUCGCCGACUUCUCCAGUUACUCUAAAAUUCUGCAUGAAUUUGCUAAAUUUAGCUCGUAAACAGAGAAACCUCUUGUUGGCAAAUCGUCUGAAUUGCUAUCUCAAGGAUCAUGUAGCUGUUUGCUCUGAGGAGAGGCAACGUGAUCUUCUUGUCUUAAAUUUGCAGUAUGAGAGCAUUUUACUUUUGCAUGCUGAAAACAAAUUUGAAGAAGCCAUAACAAACCUUUGGUCAUUAUUGCUUCCUUGCAUGGUUUCUUCGGCAUCUAGAAUCUCUGAAGCUGAUGAGAGAAUUCUGAAGGCCAAAGCAUGCUUGAAACUCUCAGAUUGGUUAAGACGGGAUUAUUCAGAUUGGAGUCCAGAGAGUAUCGUUCUUAAGAUGCCAGCAGAUUUUUAUAAUGCUGAAUCAGUUUCACCAACCAAAGGCAGUAGUGAAGAACAUACCAAUCGUCAACAAUAUCUGGGUCUCAUUACCGAGGAAAUUAUUGGUACAGCAACAAAAUUUUCUACUCGUAUUUGCCCUACCAUGGGCAAGUCAUGGAUUUCCUAUGCUUCUUGGUGCUUUAACCAAGCCAAAGAGUCACUCCUUGGUCAAAGCGAAACUACUCUCCAUGCAUGCUUGUUUUCUCCCAUACUUGCUCCAGAAAUCUCACCAGAGAGAUUCAAGUUGACUGGAGAUGAGGUGCAAAGAGUUAAAUCGUUGGUUGUGAGUCUUUUUCAGGGAAAUGGUGACAUGAAAGGUCUCAUAGAUCAAUUGGAAGAGGGAAGUCUUUUGCUUGAUUCAGCAGAGCGCAGAAGUAAUGGCAAUCCUCUGUUGACACUGGUUUGGAACAUGGUGAAUAUUAUUGAAACUGCUGCAGGAGCACCAGGUGCAGAAAACUCUGGUGGUGAACGUCUUUCUGCUGUGUUAUCUUCUCAAUUGAGGAUCUGUUUGCUGCAUGCAAAUCUUGGACUGGAAGAAUCUGACAUAAUAUCUGUGUUGGAAGACAUAAUUGACAUUUGGUGGUCUUUGAGGAGGAGAAGAGUAUCCCUGUUUGGACACGCAGCUCAUGGUUACAUGCAGUAUCUUUCAUUUUCAUCUUCGCAACUUUCCCAUUGUCGGAUGCGUGGUUCUGAUUAUGAACCUGUGAAGGAUAAAGUUGGCAGCUACACCCUGAGGGCUACACUCUAUAUAUUGCAUAUACUUCUUAAUUAUGGUGUGGAAUUGAAAGAUACUUUAGAGUCUGCUCUUUCAAUUGUUCCUUUGUUGCCAUGGCAGGAAGUUACCCCUCAACUAUUUGCAAGGAUAAGCUCUCAUCAUGAACAAGUUGUACGGAAGCAGCUGGAAGGUUUACUGAUGAUGUUGGCCAAGCAAUCACCCUGUUCCAUAGUGUAUCCAACACUAGUUGAUGUUAAUGCUUAUGACGGAAAACCUUCAGAAGAGCUUCAUCAUGUGCUGGGUUGUCUGAGGGAGCUUUACCCUAGGUUGGUUCAGGAUGUUCAGUUGAUGAUAAAUGAACUUGGAAAUGUUACUGUUCUCUGGGAGGAAUUAUGGCUCAGCACUCUUCAGGAUCUUCACACAGAUGUGAUGAGGCGAAUAAAUGUGCUGAAAGAGGAGGCUGCAAGAAUUGCAGAAAAUGUCACGCUUAGUCAGAAUGAGAAAAACAAGAUAAAUUCUGCACGUUAUUCUGCAAUGAUGGCUCCAAUAGUUGUCGCACUGGAACGCCGUUUAGCUUCAACUUCCCGAAAACCCGGGACUCCUCAUGAAGCAUGGUUCCAGGAAGAGUAUACAGAUCAAUUAAAAUCAGCUAUUGUAUCCUUUAAGACACCUCCAGCUUCGUCUGCGGCUUUAGGAGAUGUAUGGCGACCUUUUGAUAGUAUUGCCGCAUCCUUGGCUUCAUACCAGAGGAAGUCUUCAGUUUCCUUACAGGAAGUUGCACCUCACUUGGCGAUGUUAUCAUCUUCCGACGUUCCAAUGCCAGGUCUUGAAAAACAAAUGAAAAUUCCAGAGUCUAACAAAGCAACUGAUCUCCAAGGUGCUGUUACAAUUGCUUCUUUCCAUGAACAAGUCACCAUCUUAUCAACAAAGACCAAGCCUAAGAAACUUGGUAUACUUGGUUCAGAUGGUCAGAAGUAUACAUAUCUUCUUAAAGGACGAGAAGAUUUACGCCUUGAUGCUAGAAUUAUGCAACUACUGCAGGCUAUAAAUGGUUUUCUACAUUCUUCUUCUUCUACAUAUGGUAACUCUCUCGGUAUUCGCUAUUAUUCUGUAACUCCAAUCAGUGGGCGGGCUGGCUUGAUCCAGUGGGUGGAUAAUGUAAUAAGUAUAUACAGCGUAUUUAAAUCUUGGCAAACUCGUGUCCAGCUAGCACAGUUUUCAGCAGUAGGCACAGCAAAUACAAAAUCCUCAGCUCCUCCACCUGUUCCCCGUCCUAGUGAUAUGUUUUAUGGGAAGAUCAUACCAGCACUUAAAGAGAAAGGUAUUAAGAGAGUGAUUUCUAGAAGGGAUUGGCCUCAUGAAGUAAAAUGUAAAGUUCUUCUUGAUCUCAUGAAGGAGGUGCCAAGACAUCUUCUUUACCAAGAGCUAUGGUGUUCUAGCGAAGGAUAUAAAGCGUUCAGCUCCAAGAUGAAGAGGUAUUCUUGUAGUGUUGCUGCAAUGAGUAUGGUUGGUCAUGUUUUGGGACUUGGCGACAGACAUUUAGACAACAUUCUGAUAGAUUUUUGUAGCGGGGAUGUUGUACAUAUUGAUUACAAUGUGUGUUUUGAUAAGGGACAGAGAUUGAAAGUUCCAGAGAUUGUUCCGUUCCGCCUUACCCAAAUGAUCGAAGCAGCUUUAGGGAUGACUGGAAUAGAAGGUAGCUUCAGAGCAAACUGUGAGAGAGUUGUGGGAACUUUAAGGAAGAACAAGGACAUACUUCUGAUGUUAUUAGAAGUGUUUGUUUGGGACCCACUUGUGGAGUGGACAAGGGGUGAUUUUCAUGAUGAAGCUGCUAUUGGCGGUGAAGAAAGAAAAGGCAUGGAGUUGGCUGUCAGCUUGAGUCUAUUUGCAUCUCGAGUGCAGGAAAUUCGAGUUCCCUUACAGGAGCACCAUGAUCAGUUGUUGACCAAUCUGCCAGCUGUUGAAUCUGCUCUCGAGAGGUUUGCUGAUGUUCUAAAUCACUACGAGCUUGCCUCUACUCUAUACUGUCGAGCUGAUCAGGAGAGAUCUAGCCUUAUAUUGCAUGAGACUUCAGCUAAGUCAAUUGUUGCUGAAGCAACCUGCAGUUUAGAGAAAAUUCGAGCUUCGUUUGAAAUUCAGGCACGGGAAUUUGCUCAAGCAAAGGCAAUGGUUGUAGAGAAAGCUCAGGAGGCAAUGACUUGGGCUGAGCAGCAUGGAAGAGUUCUUGAUGCUUUACGAUGUGAUUUAUUGCCAGAAAUAAGUACUCGCUUUAAGCUGAGUAACAUGGAAGUAGGCUUAUCUCUUACAUCUGCAGUUACUGUAGCAGGCGUUCCUCUAACUGUUGUUCCUGAGCCCACUCAAGUACAAUGCUAUGAUAUAGACAGGGAAGUAUCUCAAUUCAUAGCUGAGUUGGAUGAUGGCCUUACUUCUGCUGUAACUUCUCUGCAAGCAUAUUCCUUGGCUCUGCAAAGAAUUCUACCAUUAAAUUAUCUUUCAACAAGUGCAGUCCAUAGCUGGGCACAAGUUCUGCAACUAUCUAUCAAUACCCUGUCAUCUGAGAUUCUCUCCCUUGCCAGAAGGCAGGCUUCUGAACUUUUGGCAAAAUUUCAUGGAGAUAGCACGGAUUCCAUCAAAAGCAAUCAUGAUGAACUUUGUUUCAGGGUGGAGAAGUAUGCUGUAGAAAUAGAAAAAUUGGAAAAAGAGUGUGCUGAGGUAGAGAGUUCUAUUGGCUUGGAGUCAGAAUUGAAAACUAAGGAUCACCUGUUGUCAGCUUUUAUGAAACUUAUGCACUCCGCUGGAAUUUUACGAAAGGAAGGCGGAUUAUCAACUGCUCAAUCAAGACAAGAUGGGGCAAACAAUACUAGACUUUUAGGUGAACUAGGAGAGGAGAAGGAGAAUGCACUAUCAAUUCUGAAUAUUGCUACAAGUUCACUUUAUGGUCAGGUUAAGCAUAGAAUACUCAAUAUAUAUGGUGACUUAUCCGGGGGACAAAAUCAACACAACAUGUUGCAGACUGACAAUGGAACUACUUUUGCCGAGUUUGAAGAACAAGUUGAAAAAUGUAAUCUUCUGACAGAAUUUUUCAAAGAUUUGUGGCAAUUUAUUGGAAAGGAGAUCCCUUCUGCUGAUGCCAACAAAUUUCAUUUGAAAUUUUCUUCUGACAGUAAUUGGGUCUCAAUUUUCAAAGCCAUUUUGAUUUCCUGUAAGGAAUUGAUUAGUCAAAUGACUGAAGUUGUUCUGCCAGAGGUAAUACGAUCUGCUGUCUCAAUAAACUCGGAAGUUAUGGAUGCAUUUGGGUUAAUCUCACAAGUUCGAGGGUCUAUAGAAACUGCAGUGGAGCAGCUUGUGGAGGUCGAAAUGGAGAGAGCAUCACUGGUUGAGCUUGAGCAGAACUAUUUUGUUAAGGUCGGUCUUAUUACUGAACAGCAACUGGCUCUUGAAGAAGCUGCGGUUAAGGGAAGAGAUCAUCUUUCUUGGGAAGAGGCAGAGGAACUUGCAUCGCAAGAGGAAGCUUGUAGAGCACAACUGGAUCAACUUCAUCAAACUUGGAAUCAGAGGGAUGUAAGGACUUCUUCUCUUAUGAAGAGAGAAGCUGAUAUAAAAAAUGCCUUAGUUUCCGUGAAUCGUCAAUUUCAGUCUCUUGUUGGUAUGGGAGAAGAAAGGGAACUACAUAUUUUGAGAAGCAAAGCACUAUUGGCUGCACUUGUUAGGCCCUUCAUGGAAUUGGAAUCCAGUGAUAAGAUGCUGUCUCUGGUUGAUGUUUCUGUUACAAUGACCUCAAGUAAAUUUCAUACUCUGGCAGAUUUGAUAAAUUCUGGAAAUUCUAUAUCAGAGUAUGUAUGGAAGGUUGGAGGCUUAUUGGAUGACCAUUCCUUCUUUAUUUGGAAAAUAGGUGUUAUGGAUUCUUUUCUUGACACAUGCAUACAUGAUGUAGCUUCCUCAGUUGAGCAAAAUCUUGGCUUUGACCAGUCACUAAACUUCAUGAAGAAGAAACUUGAAAUCCAACUACAGAAACACAUUGGUCACUAUUUGAUAGAAAGGGUUGCUCCUAGUUUCCUGGCUUGUUUGGACAAAGAAGACGAGCACUUGAAGCAAUUAACAGAGUCAUCAAAGGAACUUGCCUUAGAUCCAAUGAAAAAAGGUGCACCUGUGAAAAAGGUUUUGGUUAUGCUUGAAGAAUAUUGUAAUGCACAUGAAACUGCUAGAGCAGCAAAAUCAGCUGCAUCUCUCAUGAAAAGACAAGUGAAUGACUUGAAAGAAGCUCUCAGGAAGAAUGCCCUUGAGGUAGUUCAGAUGGAAUGGAUGCAUGAUGUUAAUUUGAACCCAUCUUAUAGCAGAAGAAUCAGAUUUGAGAAAUAUCUAGAUACCGAUGACAGCUUGUAUGCAAUCAUUUUAAACCUCAGCAGAUCUAAAUUAUUGGAAAAUAUACAGUCUUCUGUUUCGAAAAUCAUGAGGUCAGUUGAUUGCCUUCAGACCAGUGAACGGACUUCCCUUGUAGCUGAAGGACAGCUUGAAAGAGCAAUGAGUUGGGCUUGUGGUGGUCCAAAUUCUAGUACUUCUGGGAACACAUCUAAAAAUUCAGGAAUUCCUCCCGAGUUUCAUGAACAUAUUACGGCCCGGAGGCAGAUCUUAUGGGAAUUUAAAGAAAAGGCGUCUAACAUUGUAAAGUUAUGUAUGUCUGUAUUAGAAUUCGAAGCAUCAAGAGAUGGGUAUUUGCUUAUACCUGGCCAGCCAUACCCUUUCAGGAGUGGUGUUGAUGGGAAAACAUGGCAGCAGGUGUACUUGAAUUCUCUUACAAGACUGGAUGUUACUUUCCAUUCUUAUACACGUUCUGAACAAGAGUGGAAGCUUGCACAAGGCACUAUGGAAGCUGCUUCUAAAGGAUUAUACACUGCAACUAAUGAACUCUGUGUUGCCUCUCUGAAAGCAAAGUCAGCUUCGGGUGAUUUACAAAGCACUGUUCUUUCAAUGAGGGAUUGUGCGUAUGAGGCUAGUGUUGCACUGUCUGCUUUUGCUCGGGUUUCAAGGAUCCAUACUGCUUUGACUUCUGAAUGUGGUUCUAUGCUUGAGGAGGUUCUAGCAAUAACUGAAGAUAUACAUGAUGUCUUCAAUCUGGGGAAAGAGGCUGCUGCUAUACAUCUUUCUCUAAUGGAAGAUCUGUCAAAGGCAAAUGCCACACUUCUUCCGCUUGAAUCAGUGUUGUCCAAGGAUGUAGCUGCUAUGACUGAGAACUUUAAGCCUUUGGUGCCAUCCCUGACAUCAGCUGUAAAGGGACUGUAUUCAUUGCUGACUAGACUGGCAAGGACUGCUAGUCUUCAUGCUGGCAAUCUGCACAAAGCUCUUGAAGGAAUAGGAGAAAGUGAGGAAGUGAAAUCACAGGAUGUUACUUUGUCAAGAUCAGAUGGUGGUGGUGGGGAUGCUGUCGAAUUUGAUGGCAAAGAAGGGGAGAGUCUUUCAGGUUCCGAUGUUUGGGACAACAAAGAUUCUAGUGAAUUUUCUCAAAUUUCUUUGGAAGAUAAAGGAUGGUUAUCACCACCAGAUAGCAUCUGUUCUAGCAGCUCAGAAUCUGACAUUACCUCAGCUGAAGUUAGUCUCCCUGAUAGCUUCAAUGAUUCUGCAGAAAAUAAAGACCUGCUUUCGCAGGGAUCUAAUAGCGGAAACCCGUCUGGUUUUGUACAUUCUACUCCACUGUCUCCAACUGAUAUUGAAGAAGUAUCUCCUUUUGUAAUCUCAGAACCUUAUCCCAUACAUGCUGAUGUCAAUCAUUCUAGUCCCUUGAAGUACACCCUAACUGAUGACGGCACUGAUCAUUCCCAGGCUAUAGCUUUGCCAAGUGACAAAUCAGUUGCCUUACCUGAUGGCUCCCAGAAUCCAUCAAGUGAGAACUUACGAAAGUCUGAGGGUGAGGAUGAACUGGUCUCUACCAGUAAAGCUAAGAAUGAAGCUGAACAACGUGAAGCUCCUGAUCCUAACACGAAUGCCAGUAGUCGAGUAGGAAGGGGUAAAAAUGCUUAUGCAUUGUCAGUACUGAGGCGGGUUGAGAUGAAAAUUGAUGGUCGAGAUAUUUCUGAUAAAAGAGAAAUGGGUAUCUCAGAGCAAGUAGAUUAUCUGCUCAAGCAAGCUACUAGUGUAGAUAAUCUAUGCAACAUGUAUGAAGGUUGGACACCAUGGAUUUGAAGUUUCAGAGACUAGAGCGUCUUACAUUCGAGUCCCAUCAGGUUGGCCAUGGCGAGGAAUAGCCAAAUAGGCCCUUUUGGCCUGCCACUAUUUCCUUGUGAUAAGGGAGCCACCACAGUGAUGGUUUUGCAGGUCAAAUUUGUCUGGCACAACCGCGUAAUCGAAAAUCUGCCAUUGGCAUUGAUUACUACUGCUAUUUAUCCAUGGCCUCUGUAUUCUGUUAAAGCCUUUGCCAUUCAAUUUGGCUGCUGCAUUUUCCGGGCAGAGUUUUCAUUUCACACCUUGCAUGUGCCAUUCCAUACAUGCCACAAAGAAGUUCAAGGCUCAAAGUUGGUCUAAUGGGAGAUGAGAAAGGAUCACUAAUUCACCAUGCCUGCUCUUCUGUUAAACGUCUGAUACUCGAAUCGCCGUAUUGAUCGGGGACUACAUUUCGGAUCCUUAGCUCUUCCAAGGCUGAAAGAAUACAAAGGAUUGCUGCAUUGCCUAGUGAUUGAGGAGUAUAUUUAUCCAUGCUGAAUGUUUCUGAGUAGCUGGAUUAUGCAAUGCACUGGUUCUAGCUGGAGCUAUGGUGUACAUAUACAUACAUGUAUCAUUUAGAAUUUAGAUGUAGAGGUUAAGCUUCACAAUGCUGGUGUAUUCAUUAUUCACUGGGGGAUACAUUAUUCUAUGUUUUAGUAACUUGCAUCAAUUAUUAUUAUUAUUAUUAGAGUGAAA